This is a messenger RNA of Pelmatolapia mariae (spotted tilapia), 6735 nucleotides long. It is a transcript of the gene ppp6r2b, whose product is annotated as protein phosphatase 6, regulatory subunit 2b. Bases 390 to 3155 code for a protein of 921 amino acids. The record is from RefSeq and is a predicted model, not a curated record. Gene Ontology annotation, cellular component: nucleus; cytosol. Gene Ontology annotation, molecular function: protein phosphatase regulator activity; protein phosphatase binding. NCBI's taxonomy places the organism in Eukaryota, Metazoa, Chordata, Actinopteri, Cichliformes, Cichlidae. The transcript has 25 exons.
AUUUUGAUUUCCAAACCUGACUAUUUUUAUGUAUUUUUUUCCCAUUUGGUCCUUGGACUCCUGAAUAAUAAUUUACACCGUGUCAACACAGCCCUCCCAGCAGCAGCAGAGCUAGCCGCUGAGUAACACGGCUGUGUAAAUGACAUUGCAGCCGGCGGAAAGGGUAGUAUCGUUAAGCUAACAGCGCAGCCCUGAAUAGGCUGCAAUGGGCCUCCGAGUGACCUGACAACCAAAGUCGCCGAGUUGCCGUUCAGCUUCCAGAUGUCCACAGAUUAAACAAUGGCUCAGAGGUUGCACAGUGUCUGUGAGGCAAAUGGCUCUUUAGCAAGAUCCAACUGAGUAUACUUCUCCUUGUCCAAAUCAGAGUGUAUGCUACGGUGACGUCAGUCAUGUUUUGGAAGUUUGAUUUACACACAUCUUCUCAUCUGGAGGCUUUACUGGACAAGGAGGAUGUCACUCUCGCUGAGCUCAUGGAUGAGGAGGAUGUGCUGCAGGAGUGCAAGGCCCAAAACAGGAGGCUUCUUGUGUUCUUGUGCCAAGACCAGAGCAUGAAGGAGCUGGUUCGACUGAUUACUACAGAGCCUCCUACUGGUGUAGAGGAGACAAAGCGCUUCAAGUAUCCAAAUAUAGCAUGUGAGCUGCUGACAAGUGAUGUGGGAGUGAUCAAUGAUAAGCUGGGUAAUGAGGAGCCACUGCUGGAAAGCCUGUAUGCCUUCCUGGAGCAGCCAUCCCCACUUAACCCCCUCCUGGCGUCCUUCUUUAGCAAAACUAUUGGGAACCUCAUCACACGGAAGACUGAGCAGGUGAUUAGUUUCCUGCAGAAGAAGGAUGGAUUUCUUUCCUUGGUCCUGAAGCAUAUUGACACGUCAGCCAUGAUGGAUGUGCUCCUACGCCUUAUCAGCUGUGUGGAGCCACCGCCUCUACGACUGGAGACACUUACUUGGCUGAAUGAACAAAAACUGGCCCAGAGACUCAUAGAGCUCAUUCACCCUGAGAGGGAUGAAGAGAGGCAGUCAAAUGCAUCACAGACUUUGUGUGAUAUCAUUCGUCUGAGCAGAGACCAGGCCAGUCAGCUCCAAGAGAUUUCACAGCCUGACCCACUGCUGACUGUGCUUGAAUCGCAGGAGUGCGUGGAGCAGUUAUUGCAGAAUAUGUUCUCAGGAGAGAGAACUGAGAGCUGUAUCGUAAACGGGAUUCAGGUUCUUCUGACCUUACUGGAGAUCAGGAGGCCUGUGGUGGAUGGUGUAAUGGAUGCUCAGGGAUUUGAGAGAAGCUACACUGUUAACAGCAGUAUUUUAUUGGCCAUCCAGCCACACUUGAUACACUUCCACCAGCUACUUCUGGAGCCACCCAAGCGAGAGCCUAUGCUGACGACUUUGGGUGUGCUGGAGGAACCGCUGGGGAACACGCGUCUGCACGUAGCCAGACUAGUGGCUUCUCUGCUUUAUACCAGCUCUGCUAGCCACGCAGUCGUAGCACAGGAACUCUGCAGACUCAAUACACUGAACCUCCUUCUGGACCUGUUCUUCAAGUACACCUGGAACAACUUUCUGCAUCUCCAAGUGGAGCUUUGUGUUGCUGCUAUCGUCCGGCCCUGUGCCCACGAAAUGAGACUUCAGCCUGGCUUGGUUACCCAGGAAAAAGUCAAGCCUCAUCCAGAUGCAUCACCAGAACAGGAGUUGAACGAGACCCCGACUUCUGAACUACCAGACAGAUCUGAAAACUCUGCUCAUAACCUAAUGGUGACUCAUUUGUUUCAGCACUGCCACCUUGUCCAAAGGAUUCUAGAGGCUUGGGAAGAAAAUGAUAAAAUUCAGUCGGAUCGUGGUAUGAGACGAGGCUACAUGGGGCAUCUGACCAGGAUCGCCAACACAGUGGUGCACAAUCUGGAGAAAGGCCCGGUUCACACCCAGAUCAGUAGCCUCAUUGCAGAGCUGCCAGAGGACUACAGAGGGCGCUGGGAAACCUUUGUAGAUCAAACGCUGUCUGAGACCAACAGAAAGAACACCAUAGACCUGGUUGGCACUGGGAACCCUCGUCCUUCCUCAGAGGAUGAUAUGGAGAGCCCUUUCCCCAAAGAACUGACAAUACAGCAGGCCUUUUCAGACUACCAGAUCCAGCAGAUGACAGCUAACUUUGUGGAUCAGUUUGGCUUCAAUGAUGAGGAGUUCACUGACCAUGAUGACAGCAUUGGGGCAACUUUUGAUCGGAUUGCAGAGAUUAAUAUCAAUAUUGAUGCUGGCCAUGACAGUGCUAACACAGCUGUAUUUGAGGCUUGUUCCAAAGAGAGGAUUCAGCCCUUUGAUGAUGAGGAGGAGGACAUCUGGGAGGAGAAGGAGAUUAACUAUGCAACACAAGCCAAGUCCCGGAACAGGUUUGGUGGGUCACAGUCCUCCCAAAGCCAAGCAACCAGUAAGACCUGUGAUAUGACAGAAACUUGUGAGAGCUCCAGCAGAGCAGCAGACUCAGACUCUGACAAAGGAGAAGACCCUAAAUAUGAUCUGGACCCUUUCGCAAGUCCAGACCAGACCGAGGCAACAACGAGCACUGGAUGGGUAGCAGACUUUGGAGAAGUGAAUUCAAAGGCUCCUGCAGCAGGAGCGGGCUUCUCAGCCUGGGACACUCCAGUGUCUCAGCCAGCUGCAACAGAGGCUGAGGAGAAGGGAUGGGCCAAGUUCACAGACUUUCAGCCUUUUUGCUGCAGCUCUGAAACGGGCCCAAGAUGCAGCUCACCUGUGGACUCAGAGCUCAGUGGAUCAGACAUCCCCAAACAAAACCAAAACCCAUGUGUGUGGAGUGUUUGCGUGGCAAGGAAAGCACCACUAGUGGCAUCAGACAGCUCCUCCUCCAGCAGCUCCGACAGCGAUGAGGAAGAAGCAAAGACAGAAUCCACAUCCAGUGAGACGGUCACCACAGAGACCAUCACCACAGGUGCUGGCAAGGAGACCAUCCGGCUCACCGUUGACGCCAAAAAUGAGAGGGCAGUCUUCAGCAGCGACGUGCCAGUGGAAGGGCUCGCUAACGAUAAAGAAAGUGGCAAAGGUGAAAAAGGAAAGCAACAUGGGAACAGUUCCAGCCCAGUUACUGCUGAUUCAGCUAACCAGGCAGCUGCUGUUACACAAGAGAUGCAGUCCCCCGCUAAUGGACCGGCCUAACGAAGUGGUGCAGGAACACACUUCAUACCUGAUCAUUCAACACACAGCCACGCCACCUUUGCUUCCUGUUAGCAGUCCAUCAAUACCCUCGUUUGUGUCUAAAAGACAUGUAAGUGAAUGGAAGAUCCUUAGUGCAGAGCUCGAGCAGUAUUUAUAAUGGAUACCAGAAAUCAACACAUGGGUACUAGUGAUGUCUCUAAUGCGCCUUCAUGACAUCAUUACAAAUGAACCGCUUCAAAAAGAAUUGUGUGUUUUAUAAAAACAUUUCAUUGUGCCAGGCACACCAAAGCCAAACUGUGUUACAUACGAACUUUUUCAAGAUGAAUUUCUUUCCCAUUAAACUUGGAAAUGUAAACACCUUUAUCUGUCGGGAUCUGCUGAUGUGCCAGCUGCACUUUUAAUGUUAAGAAAACACCCUAUUCUGAAAUUUGACAUUUUAUUAAAUUAAGCACCGGGAUUUCAGAUUAUUUGGGUCUGUCUGCUCUCCAGGUAUAAAUACGGUCCAGUGGAUUUUUUUUUCUGUUUUCUAGGAGAGCAUUUGACUGUUUACACUUUAGUAACAAAAAGCAUUCAAAUAAUCAGCCAAGAUUACAGACGCCAAGAUGCUUGCAAAGCUAGCUAGCCGCCAUUUUGUGUUCAACAUUUCAGUCUUCGUGCCGGGCAGACAGGUCAUUAUAGCAAAUAUGCGACUUAUCUGAUCGUUUCUCAGUCAAGUAAGUUUUUAUCUCCUUGGAUCACAUGACGCGCAAGUGCUCUCUAUUUGUUAGUUUGGAGCAUUGGAUUUGGGGGCCUCGCGUGUGUCACUUCCUCCUCCUGACAGAUUCAAGUAGUUUAGGGGUACGUGUGUGCGUGCGUGUGUGUGUGUGUACUGUUGUGUCCAUGUGUAUAGACGUGUGUGCCGGCGUGUGUGUUUGAGCUCUGUCUGAGGUACAGAGUAUGUUUCUCAGGUCAAAGGAGAGGUAUGCAGAUAGAAAGAAAGCACACCUGUGUAACACACACGCAGACACACAGUGCCAUACACACACACAAGUGUACACAACCAUAUCUAGAUGCAAAAAAAAACAAAAAAGGAAAAAAAUGGCAGCCCACAUAUAAGUUCAUACCACCCUCAGAGCUGUUUAAAUGUAAUAUUGUGAAAUUUGAACCUGUAUUAGGUUGUGGCUCUUCUUGGUAAUCUGUAAACGUAAUAUAAAUGUAAACAGUAUAUAUAUAAACAUCAUAUCUAUUUUUGGAAUAAAUCCAGUGUACGGAAAGGCGGUUGUUUUGCAGGUUGCGACGUGUGUAUCGUAUGUGUGUCGUACUGUCGAAAUGAGGCAAUAAUGAUGUCUGUGUUUCGGUUAAUAGGCCAGCAUCAGUUCAUGUUUCUUUGCUACAUGCUUCCUACAUGGCAGUUUAGGAGUGUGCAUGCUGUGAAUACGAUUUGGUUGUCUGCGGUACGUCUUCCAUUUUGUUUACUUUGAGGAUGAUUCUUGUUAAUGACAGCUUGGGUCUUUUUUUUUUUUCUUUAUUUCCACCAUGUAUCAAUUUUAAACCCAUUUUGCAUAAUUUAAAUAGUCAAAUUCGGGGGAAAAAUGAUGAUAAACAAUAAAAUAGUCCCUGUACUGCUUUUUGAUCAUAUCGUUUGUGUACACAUGUGUUUCCACUGUAACAACGAUGAUUAAUUUAAACUGGAUCUGAACAAAUGUGUUAGUUAGAGCAAUAAUAAAUCAACAGAAGCACAUUAGGCACAUAUUUUUAUAAUCGGUAAAUUAAUGUUGCCUAAUUUAGCUGCUCCAUUUCCUGCUUUAACUUCAUUUUGGAUUUUCAAAAGACUGGUCAGACCAAAACGCUUAAAUUUACUUGGCAGAUUAGAGGUGCCUUGUGGAGUUUACUUACAAAGGAAAUAUUGUGACCUCAAGUGUCAUUCACCAAAACCCAUUGUUCUCUAAGAAACGUCUGGAGUGCAUUUCCUUUUGCAAUGCAUUCAUUGGUAGAUAUUUCAAAUCCAGCAUUGUUUACAUUCUUGUUUACUUGGUAGCAGUCUUGUUCUUCCUGUCGAUCAGUGUAGUGUCUGCAGCCACUUGCAGGAAUGUGUAACAUUACUCACAUUCUUGCACAAGUGGAGCAAUGGCAAGACGUAGAAAAAGGUGCGAUAGAACUGCUAGAGGCCGAGAAUUCCCGGGGGUGAAACUUGAGUCAGUAAUGAAAAUCAACAUUAGUUGCAGCAACACCAUCAGUGCUCACUGAGGUGGCACACCAUUAAGUUAGCUGUCUGAUCUUUCCUGCUUCAUCAAAUCUAUACUUGUUAUAAACAGUUAACCGGUUUAAUCCAGUCUGGUCAUAAUCAGAUUACAUUAAACAACACAAUACGUAAGAAAACGUGACCCAAGUUGUGACGUACUGAAUUAUCCUUUAAAAUCUGCGUGUGCCAGACAGUCAUCCUUUACGUCAUCUUUCUCCUCGUCUCUCUCUUUCUCAGGGUAGGAGUCGAAUUAAAUUGCAUUUAAUACCUAUGGAACGAUUCUCUGAGAUUGUUGUAUUUAUUUUAAAAGCACUUUUUCAAGAAGCACUUUUUGGUUUUUGGUUUUUUAAUUUGGUGGCGCUAAGCGCCCCUACGUAAUUCCCUCCCUCAGAGCGAUGGGAAUGUUUGACUUGACGAGUGAAUCACAUAGACACUUUAGAAUAUCUUUUUGUAGUUGUUUUUUCUUCAAUGCUUUCUGCCAGAGUGUGUCUUCCCACCAGUGUACAACUGGGUUUCAUAUCUGUGAAGUAGCCUCUUUUCUUGCAGUGGUCUUAGAGGUGUAGAUUUAUCUGAAGCAGCCUUUGUUUGAUCCCUUGCUCAUGUUUUUUUUUUUCUUUGUGAAUCAUGUGAUGGAGUUAUUAGCUGGAGAAGAGAAUGCCACAAGUCAAAGAAAGACUUUGAAGAUUCGUCUUAGAUCACAGCUCUUUUUCUUCCUCCUCUGCUUUUAUCUGUUCACCGCUUUGAGCCGUUUGAAGUGAAACUGCACAGAGCUAGCACCGCUUCGUUGCCAGGGUUAAAAGAGGAAAAAUAGGGCUGCGUUUGUCAGGGUUGUUCACAUGGUCAGAAUAUGUCAUCCCACCCGUCACUAAGCCUAAGCAGUGCUUCUGGCCUAUACCAUUUGUGUGUAUGUGUAUUUAAUGUGUGUUUGUGUGCCCCCUUCAGUUUGAGAGUGUUUUAGCUACGGGUAUGUUGUCACAUUAUGCAUAAUGGUACGUUGCAUUCAUCUCUAAGUGCCAUUAAGUUUGCACAUUAGCCUCGUUCACCUCUUUUUGGGCAUUCGCUGUAUUGCACAGUGUGUGCCCCAAACUUUAUAGAGAAACAAUGGGUGUGAAGUUGUUACUUACCAAUUACUUAUUAUUUACACUGAGACCAUUUCAAAGUUUUUCUCACAUUAUAGCUUAUUAUUAUAUUAGGGCAUGUGUGUGCAGAUGUGUGGGGGAGUGGUGGGAAAAACAGCCGUGUGGUUAAAUGCCUUUUUUUGUAAAGCGGACUGAUGCUGGUGUCUUUGUUUUUGGGUUCUUUUUUUCAUUUAGAGUAAUGUGUCUGUUACCUGUUGUCAAUUUAGCUUGUACAUUCAGA